Molecule: messenger RNA, 150 nt
Organism: Perkinsus marinus ATCC 50983
Lineage: Eukaryota; Perkinsozoa; Perkinsida; Perkinsidae
Exons: 1
Coding region: 1-150 (49 amino acids)
Source: RefSeq, a predicted model, not a curated record
AUGAUGAUUUUGUCAUCAGAAGAUGUUAUCAACUUGCUAGCAAAGUUCAAUCACACUCUGGUGUUACCGGAAGAAAAGGCCCCCGAAGUCUCCCUCAUUCCGGAGUCCUUCUGCGCUACCAAUAUCGAUCAACUCGCGUACUUCAUGUAA